UAAAAAUCAUCAAAGACAACUCAGGGAGUACUUCGAACCAUUACAAAUCAACACUAGAUAUAAUUGUGAAGUGGCGCACUUAACUUGCCGUCGUUGAAGGUGAAAAAAGACGAUUAUUUGAACACAAUAAGGAUGAAGUUCAAGAUGAUAAAAAUAUAUAAAAGGGAGUUCUUGAUGCGCUUGUCUUUGUUGAGAUGAACGAUCAUGAUGAUACCGAUGCGCCCAACCGCCGUGUCAGGCACGUGAGUCGUUCCCUGUCUUCAAUCAGGAGACAGAAAAACCGAGGUUGCUUCUCGUAUCAAUCAUCUCGUAGAAGGAAGGCGUUCGCGGCUGAGGCGUACUAACUGAAAUAGAAUUAACAUGUUGGGUGGUUACGGUAGCAUGGGUUACGGUGGAGGCAUGGGCUAUGGCGGCUAUGGAGGUGGCAUGAUGGGUUACGGAGGCGGCAUGAUGGGAGGCUACGGUGGCGGGAUGGGCUACGGUGAUUCGCAACAGUGGGGAAACUCAGUUCAGCAGAUGUUCCAGAUGACGCAAAUGAUGGAGCUGAAUGCCAUUAUGCUUCAGCAAAUACAGCACCAAUGUUAUGGCUAGUGCCUCCCCUAACGUGUCUCCAUCAUAGGCAUCGACCCCUAAUCGAUUUAAUCUCGGACGACCAUAGGGACGAGGAUCCCCCUUGUUCCAUAUACUAGAUGAGCUAGGGAUGAUGCUGAAUAUGCUAGUAUUACUAGUCCUGGUUCCGUAUAAGUACUAGUACAUCUCCUAGUAUCACUAGAAGAUGAACUAGGGAUGUCUAUGCUCCACGACCUGUUCGGAGGGAUCCACCUCAGAGGGAUUAUAAACUACUUCUAGAAGGGGUAGCCCCACCUCUAAGAAAGCAAGCAAAUAUACAUGCGAAUAUCGCAGCUUUUCGCGUGGGGUGUAGCGAUGAAAAGGCAUUUCAUCGAGAAUUACUUUCGAAAAGAGAUGAACGAGCAGCAGCGAUCGGCGGCAAGAGCGGCCGCUGCCGAGAACGGUGGCGCACAACCGGCAGAACUCGUAGGACGAUUAGAAGAGUUUCGGAGUGAGAAGGAGCGGCAAUACGUUCUCGACCAGAUUGCACGGCGUAUCCGAGCCGGCAUGAUCGUACUCCUUCUCAUGGCAAUCUACAGAUGGAGGCAAUAUCGCCGUGCAAGCGCCCUAGCGAAAGCUUGUGAGAGCGCGUGGUCAAACGCAGAAAAAACGCGGCUUACUGUGUAAUUCGAGACUAACAGCUAACGAAUGUCUUGUUGAGUCAAGAAUAUCGAACAGCAGCUGGUCGUCACGAAAAGCGUUUAUUGUGAAGUCUCAUUUCUACGCGUCACAUUGCCUUUCUAAUAAAUAAGUAUGCACAUAUGCACUUCUCUAUUGUUCUUGCAAAGCGCGGGCAGGAGAAGAAUUUUGUACAGCUAUCGUCGGUUAUCUGGCCGUCUUUCGUUUCACUGAAAAUCAACUUUGUGCCAACCGAUACCUUUCGCACACGGUGUCAAGGCAAUCACAUCAUCCCUGCUUAAAAUUGAAUUCAGAUAAUUAUGUGAUCUCUGAGUGAGUGACGUCUCAGGAGGGAGGCAUGAUCAUUUUUGGCUGGUCAGCAUCGUCGUCAUCGUUUUCGUUAUCGCAUCGUAACAUCACGCAUCGUUCUUUUGUUUUGCUCUUACCCUCUAUCUCCAGAACGCACUCUCACUGCUCUACCGUUUUUGUUCCCCUCCAG
Amoebophrya sp. A25 is the source of this 1726-nucleotide messenger RNA. The record is from the annotation of a GenBank genome assembly. NCBI's taxonomy places the organism in Eukaryota, Dinophyceae, Syndiniales, Amoebophryaceae.